Thermothielavioides terrestris NRRL 8126 is the source of this 1578-nucleotide messenger RNA. RefSeq lists its product as uncharacterized. The record is from RefSeq and is a predicted model, not a curated record. The transcript is spliced from 3 exons. Gene Ontology annotation, molecular function: DNA-binding transcription factor activity, RNA polymerase II-specific; RNA polymerase II cis-regulatory region sequence-specific DNA binding. Gene Ontology annotation, cellular component: nucleus. The coding region runs from base 1 to 1578 and encodes 525 amino acids. Gene Ontology annotation, biological process: regulation of transcription by RNA polymerase II. NCBI's taxonomy places the organism in Eukaryota, Fungi, Ascomycota, Sordariomycetes, Sordariales, Chaetomiaceae.
AUGAGCCACAAUACGCCCCCAUCGCCGGCGCCGACAAGCGCGGAACCGCUCCCCUCGGGGUUCAGCGAGUUGUUGCAACAUAACGAAGCUGCAUCGCAUCCACCCAACGCGAUGCCCGCCGAAUCCGUCCAUGCGCACUCGCAACCAGACAACAGUCCGUACGGGCCCAUCCCAGAGCCUUAUAGCACCCCGGCAACUUCACCGCCGACGCCGUCGAGGGGAUCAGAUGUCGUGGCCACUCGGAGCGCCACCCGGAGCGGCAACGCCCGCGGAGAGAUUGUCGCGAAGGUGUUGGGCCCGCGGAGCACGCGAAUCGAGAAGCCGACGCCUAAGAGGAAAAAGGAACGGGCCAAGCCGCCGAAGAACAUGCCAGUGCUGGACAAGCCCAUGAGCGAGCUGACCAAGAAUUCGUCCAUACCGGUCGCCGACAUCGACGCGUACGUGCGGCGAUCAUCGGAGGUCCGGCGGCAGGAGGUCGAGACGGGCAAGAACCCCGGGCGGGUCAAGAGGCCGAUGAAUGCCUUCAUGCUGUACCGGAAGGCGUAUCAACAGCGUGCCAAGGAAUGGGCAUCGCAGCAUAACCACCAGAUCGUGUCCCGAGUCUGUGGCAUGAGCUGGCCUUUGGAGCCCGAGCACAUCCGGCAACAGUUUAAGUUGUGGGCGGAUAUCGAACGGGACAACCACCAGAAAGCGCACCCCAAUUACAAGUUCACCCCGGCCAAGCCGCAUAAGCCACCCAGCAAGUUCGAGGGGGGAGGGUUCGACGACCACAGCGACGGGUCAGACCUCGACGACUAUGACUGGGCCGGCCAAGGCUCUUCCCGGAUGCGAUCGGCGACCCACACGCCCGGCGCCGACAGCGACUACAUCCCGAGCCGCGCGGUGUACGCGGCGACGCACUCGCAGCCACACCAGGUCGCCGGGAUGCACGCGAUAGGAAUGAUGCACCCGCACCACACCCGCUCGGCGGCCUUCGACUUCAACCCGGUCAAACCCAUGCCAGCUGCGUACGACCACCGAGACCUGCCAGGACAGUAUUAUGAAGCACACGUGCGCAACCCGCAGCAGAGACUGCACCACGGCGCCGUCGAGGACGCGCUUAUGCACCGGACUCCGUCUCCGAGCUUGGCGUUCCCCCAGGUGAAUGUCGGGCUGCCCUCGCACUACGAGCUCAACCAGUACAAUCACAAGGUCGAGCACUCGCCCGAGCCCCAGUUCCAGCCCCAGCAGCAACAGCAGCAGCACCAUCAUCAUGCCCAACACCUCGAUCACCGGAUAGACCCGUCGCUGCUGCCGCAGGACGAAGCCUUGUUCGGCACGGGCAACUUCAACACGGUGCCCAGCAUCUUCGACAGCGGUCUUGCGGCGCCGCAGCACACGUGGCAGGCGGCGCACCUGCCGGCAGGCACCGAGACCGAGAGCCAAUUCCCGCACGCCUCCUUUCUGGGCCUGGAUGAGACACUGUCCCUGGAGCAGCACGCUCAGUUUCUGAAGGGGGCCGAUGAGUGGCAAAUAGAACCCCUCCCCGAGACGGCGCACUUCGACACGAGCUGGGUUGAGCCCAAGGCCGAGCCCUGA